Colletotrichum navitas is the source of this 1362-nucleotide messenger RNA. RefSeq lists its product as uncharacterized. The record is from RefSeq and is a predicted model, not a curated record. Bases 1 to 1362 code for a protein of 453 amino acids. NCBI's taxonomy places the organism in Eukaryota, Fungi, Ascomycota, Sordariomycetes, Glomerellales, Glomerellaceae. The transcript has 3 exons.
AUGCAGAUUCAGAAGCUCAUUGCCGCCCUUGCGGGCAUGGCCGUCGUCGCCGAGGCCUCUGUCACCUUCCUCGACACUCCUUUGAGCGCCGCGUUGGCCAAGCGUCAAAACCGAGGUGGAAACAACGGUAACAACAACAACAACAACGGUGGUGGAAACGAGCUCUGCCUGAACGCGAACAACGUUCAAAAGGGUAGCCAGCAGGCCGGAACGCCCAAACAGGGACAAGCCAACUCCCAGACUGACAAAGCCAACUUCAUCAACUUCUGUAACAAUCAGCAGACCACCGACGGUGAGCAGAAGACUUCAGGUUCUUGCAACGGUAUUCCCAUGGGCAAGAUCCCCUCCAACAACAACAUGGUCUCCACCAUCAUCAAGAACCCCCCUCCCGGCGGCAACCUCCAGGCCAACCAGCAGUUCAAUGUCCAGCUCAAGGUCAACAACCUGCAGGCCGGCUCCUUCACCGACGCCCAGUCUACCUACUACUCGGCUCCCCAGGACCUCAACGGCCAAGGCAAGAUCAUUGGUCACGUUCACGUCACCAUUCAGGACAUGGGCAACUCCCUGACUCCCCAAAACGCCCUGGACCCCAAGCAGUUCGUCUUCUUCAAGGGUAUCGACGAUGCCGGUGACGGAAACGGCAACCUUCAGGCCACUGUUACUGGUGGUCUCCCGGCCGGAAACUACCGUGUCUGCACCAUGUCCAGUGCCUCCAACCAUCAGCCCGUCCUGAUGCCUGUCGCCCAGCGUGGCGCUCAGGAUGACUGCAACAAGUUCACAGUUGGAGGUGGCGGCGGCAACAAUGGCCAGGGCAAAGGCCAGGGCAACAACCAGGGCAACAACCAGGGCAACGGCCAGGGCAACGGCCAGGGCAACAACCAGGGCAACGGCCAGGGCAACGGCCAGGGCAACGGACAGGGCAACGGACAGGGCGGCAGACAAGGUGGUAAGCAACAGAACGGAGCAAGCGCUGGAGGAUUCCCUGACAAAUCUAACCAAUUCCCCGGGAACACAGGCACUGGAUCUGGAGCCAAGACUGGAAAUGCUAACACUAAGACCCAGGACGGGGACGGCGCCAGUAAUUCGGGUACCAACAACGGAAACUCUGGAUCCGGCAAGGGAGGUGCGACGGCGAACGCUAUCGGCGGGAUUCAGGCCCCGGCGGUCACGAACUCUGGCGAUAGCAGCCGACCCUUCGCCGUCAACGGCAACACAUUCGUGAACAAGGCCGCAGCGGUCCAGCGUGCCUGCGACAUUCAACGGAACGGAUGCUUCGAUGCCAUCAACCGCGGAAAACUGACCUCGGGAUCCACUGCCGACUGCGACGCCCAGUUCCAGACCUGCACCCAGCAGCUCUCAUAG